AUGUCGACCAGUCCUGAUCCCAGGGGCACCUCUGCGGCCCCCGCUGGGCCUGUCGAGGACGCCAUACGCGCGAAGCUCACCGAGCUCCUCAAGCCCUCCCAGCUCGACAUCACCAACGAUUCCUGGCAACAUAGGCAUCACGCCCCCAUGCGCGCCGCCAGCGGUGGCAACGGCGAGACCCAUUUCUCGGUGCACGUCGUAUCAGACGCUUUCCAGGGGAAGAACACGAUGCAGAGGCACAGGAUGAUCUACGGCGCGCUCGCAGACGAGUUCGCGGCCGGCCUGCACGCGCUCUCGCUCAAGACCAAGACUGCGCUCGAGGUGCAACCGACGGCGUAG
Molecule: messenger RNA, 339 nt
Organism: Epithele typhae
Lineage: Eukaryota; Fungi; Basidiomycota; Agaricomycetes; Polyporales; Epitheliaceae
Product: bola-like protein
Exons: 4
Coding region: 1-339 (112 amino acids)
Source: RefSeq, a predicted model, not a curated record